Messenger RNA from Monosiga brevicollis MX1, 1653 nucleotides. RefSeq lists its product as uncharacterized. Lineage: Eukaryota; Choanoflagellata; Craspedida; Salpingoecidae. The transcript is spliced from 2 exons. Bases 1 to 1653 code for a protein of 550 amino acids. The record is from RefSeq and is a predicted model, not a curated record.
AUGGCGACGCCCUUCAAGAAUGAACUCGGGCAGGAGGAGGCGGGCGUCGAACCCGUGUUCCACCCAUCGUCUCGGCGAACAAGCCAUCGACAACGUUGGAUCAUGCGUUUGGUGGCUGGAGUGGCCCUGCUUGGUGUCGCGGGUAUAACCCUUGCCACGGCGUGGCGUCCCUUGGUCAUGAGUCAUGAAACACGACGUGGCGCCAUCGUCGCGAUGCCGCGAGAGGUCAAACCGGCCGCUGCUCAGUAUCUCACUGCUCAGCUUGCCAAGCUUCAGCAGGAAAACGCACGCAUACAGCAGCAGCUUCAGCAGGUUCGUUUGCAACAAACGCGGCUGUCAGCCAAGCAGCGCAUCGACCUGCUUCGCGAGACAGGCAACUGGUCGCUAGGCUCGGGUAUGGAGUCCUCUUGGCUCAGUGAGCCCAAUCAGCUGGCCGAAUUUACUGCGGGAGGCAAGGCACGUCCUGGCGUCUAUGGGGAUGUCGACGAGGUUGACGACGACGACAUUGCGCGCGACACGGAUAAUCGAGAGCCAGACACGGGCGCGAGCAGCAUGUCCCUGGCCACCGAUGCAACCACGUUUGCCGUGGGUCUCCACAAGGAAGACCAGACGGAUAUUCUAUUGCUCGAUAUGAGCCAAGCUCUGGCCGCACUUGCCACACUUACGGAGGCAUCCGACGGCGCGGCAAUGGAUGUAACGACUUCUUUGACGCCAGCGUCGGUGCUGCCCACCGUCCUGUCCCAACCCAAGCUUCUGCAAGCCAGUCUGCUGCAACAAAUUACCGUCGAACAUCUGGAUCACGUGGCGGUCACUGAGCGUCGUCUUGCGCUGUCCGGAUCCACGCUGCUGAUGGCGGUACCCGCGAGCCCUCGUUUCAACACGGCCAAAGUCGACACGGUACACGUGUAUCAGGCCUCUUCCAUGCCCGUCUCGAGUGCGGAAUUGCCGCGCUUUCGCCAUUCGCAGGUUUUGACCUCGCCCGGAGCAGAUCCCUAUGCAGCCUAUGGCAUGGCCAUUGCCGUCAGUCCUGGGUUUGUGGCCAUUGGUGCACCCUUGGCCAAGGCGCUUGCUCUCAGCGACCCGUCCGAGCCGGCCACCCAGGAGCCGCGCCCAGGCGCAGUCUACCUCUACACCUCGGGUAUGGCCCUGGAUGCCCAAGGGCAGCCUAAAUACGUUCGUAUUACACCCCCAGCUGAUUGUGGCGAUGGCACUCGCUUCGGGAGUGCUCUGACCUUUGUGGAGGACGACAAUCUCCUGCUGGUGAGCGCCCCCGGCUGGGUAGGUACCGCCGACAGUCGUGGUGCCAUUUUCAUCUAUGCCUUGGACAGCGCAAAUGACACGGCCGUCCUAGUGGGCCGAAUCCUGUCGAACCCCAGUCAGCUGGAUUUUGGUGUGGCUCUUGCCUACCAGGACGGCGUGCUCGCGAUUAGCUCUCAGGUGGCCACCGACACAAAUGCCACCAAGUUUGAGCGCGCCGUUCUCCUUUUCCUCAGGGUCACCUCGACCCGGUUUGUGUUUGUGCGUUCCCUCUCAGCUCGAGCUGACAACGAGGAACUCAACUUUGGCUUUUCCCUCACCUUUGCACCAUCAGCCCUCUUGGUCGGCUCCCAUCGCUACUCGAUUGCUUCGACCAUCACCCACGUCUAUCAAUGA